Messenger RNA from Cajanus cajan (pigeon pea), 1388 nucleotides. The record is from RefSeq and is a predicted model, not a curated record. NCBI's taxonomy places the organism in Eukaryota, Viridiplantae, Streptophyta, Magnoliopsida, Fabales, Fabaceae.
GCUAGGUCUACCCUGAAUUAUCAUCAUUACUGUUUUUAGAUUCUCAAAUCUGUGCUCUUUUCUUCUUUCCUCACUUUUUAACCUGUUCUUUUUUUAUUUUUAAUCUAUAUAAUCAUCAUCCUUUCAUUUGUAGAUCAUAAUAUUUUGUUUGAUUUCCUUCCGCACCACUUUUUCUCUCUUCAUUUUCCUCUUUAUUUUCCAAGAAAAUUUUUCUCCUGUAGACUUUCAAUAUUUGUGAAUACCCUUUUGCUUUUUUCAGUCACUGCCCUUUCGAUUUGUUUAUUUUUCAAUUUAUCAGUCUUGUUUAGGGCAAUACUUUUUUUUUUUUUUUUGAAAAGUUUUGUUUUCUGGUUACAUCGUUUUUCUCUGAUAUACUGCCCGGAAAGAAUCUCAAUGGUUUGAUCAUGACAGUGUAUUGAAGGUUGAAAGUUCAAAUUUGCUACCAGUUAACUUUUUUUGCAAGUGUUUUCUCUUUGAUUUGACCCUUUUGUUAGGGUUUCUUUGAAAAUUUUCUAAAGAAAAUUGAUAGCUUACGGAGAGAGAUGAAUUGUUUUCCUGAUGAGGUGAUUGAGCUCAUAUUUGACUAUGUGACUUCACAAAGGGACAGAAAUGUGAUCUCUCUGGUGUGCAAAAACUGGUACAGGUUAGAGAGAUGCAGUAGGAAGAGUGUUUUCAUAGGGAACUGUUACUCCAUAAGUCCUGAGAGAGUGAUAGAGAGGUUUCCUGAACUAAAGUCCUUAGCUUUGAAAGGAAAACCUCAUUUUGCUGAUUUCAAUCUGGUUCCUCGAGGUUGGGGUGGUUUUGUGUAUCCUUGGAUUGAAGCAUUUGCCAAGAGCAAGGUAGAUUUGGAGGAGUUGAGGCUGAAGAGGAUGGUGGUCACGGAUGAGGGCCUGGAGCUACUUACCCGUUCUUUCAUGAAUUUCAAAUCUCUGGUUCUUGUUAGUUGUGAAGGGUUCACCACUGUUGGCCUUGCAGCUAUAGCUGCAAAUUGUAGGUUCCUUAAGGAGCUGGACUUGCAGGAAAAUGAAGUUGAUGACCCCAAAGGCCAGUGGCUAAGCUGCUUUCCUGAUUGUAUAUCACUUGUCUCUCUUAAUUUUGCUUGCCUUAAAGGGCAAAUUAACCUGGGGGCUCUUGAGGGACUUGUAGCCAGAUCUCCUAACCUUAAAAGUUUAAGGUUAAACCAUACCGUGCCCCUCAGUGCACUCCAAAGGAUAUUGAGUAGAGCACCUCAGCUAGUGGACUUGGGAAUUGGGUCAUUUGUCCAUCAUCCAGCUUCUGAGACCUGCACUAACCUAAAGAAUACCAUUAAAAAGUGCGACUCAAUAACCAGUUUGUCAGGAUUUUUCGAGGUUGCUCCUCGCUGUAAAAACAUUACUAGUAGCACUUGA